This is a messenger RNA of Opisthocomus hoazin, 1104 nucleotides long. Lineage: Eukaryota; Metazoa; Chordata; Aves; Opisthocomiformes; Opisthocomidae. The record is from RefSeq and is a predicted model, not a curated record.
GCUGUGGAUACAAACCCUUUAUCUGUGUACAUUAUGCAGCCCAUCUGGAACAUAAUUAUUAAGAUAGUGCCUUUGUGGAUUGCUCCCAACGUGUUAACAUUCUCUGGAUUUGUCAUGAUUUUAGUUAAUUAUUUUCUAAUAUCUUUCUAUGAUUGGGACUACACUGCCUCAGGCACGAGUCCUGGACUUGUUCCCGCCUGGGUGUGGCUGUUCAGUGCUUUUACUACGUUUUGUGCUUACGCUUUAGACUCCAUAGAUGGGAAGCAUGCUCGAAGGACUCAUUCCAGUACUCCUCUGGGAGAAUUAUUUGACCAUGGGCUCGAUAGCUGGGCUACCUCCAUUUUUGUGCUUUCUUUUUUUUCUGUCUGUUCCCGUGACAAUGGGAAGACUGGAGUUUCUGUAUAUACAAUGUAUAUAUAUUUAAGUAUUGUUUUGUUUAACUUUAUGUGUUCACACUGGGAGAAAUAUAACACAGGAGUUCUUUUUCUUCCUUGGGGAUACGAUAUAAGCCAAGUGGUAUUAAUUGCAGCAUAUCUGCUCACUGGUGCUGUUGGUGUAGAAGUCUGGCAGAAGCCUUUCCUGUUCGGUUAUUACAUCACAGAUGCAUUAGUAAUCUUGCUUAUAGGCUUCAGUUUAUUUCUUUCAUUUCCGCAAACACUAUACAACAUUCACAGAGCACAUUUAAAGAAAACACUGAAGAAUGAUUCUUUGUAUGAAGGACUCCUACCUCUUGUGUCACCUCUGUUGCUGUUCAUUCUUCUUACAGUCUGGGUGGUUUUAUCUCCAGGCAACAUAUUAGCAAAGCAACCAAGAUUGUUUUUAUGGAUGGUUGGGGUUGCUUUCUCAAACGUUAUUUGCAAGGUGAUCGUCUGCCAGAUGAGCAGCACCCGGCCGGAGCUCUUCCACUGGUUCCUCUGCCCGCUGGCGCUGGUGGUCUCGGCGGCCGUCUCUGGGCUGCUGGGCUGGACGGAGGAAGCGGUGCUGGCCGCGUUGGCCGUGCUGGUCACAGCCGCCCACGUGCACUACGGGGUCUGCGUGGGGAGGCAGCUGAGUGAGCACUUGAACAUUUACAUCUUUUCCUUGAAGAAGCGUGUCCAAGAGUGA